CAGUGGAGCGGACUCGAUGGGACGAAUGGCCUACUUCUGCUCCUAUAUCUUAUGGUCUUCUUGUGGAACAAUGCGACAGAGUUUUCCCGGUGGAAACUCCCGUCAUUUUUCCUCUUCGUGGGUGAUAGCAUUAUAGACAGAAAGGGUGUUUUUUUUUGUGUGUGAAUUAACGUGUACACGCUGCGUGGAGUCGCUGUAUCUAGAGGAAAAGUAAAAUCGGAAUAGAUGUAAUGUCACUAUUAAAUUCCUUACUGGUUCUUGCCUCACUUUGAUUAUCCUCACCAAAUUCGCUCAUCAACCGGUAGCAAGCGAAAGUGAGAGUGCAGGCAGGAAAUAGACUUCGAUCCCGAAGGCAGAAGCGCGGUCAACACUCCGGCGCAGAUCGGUGCGUUUAUACAACGACAAACAUGGGAAGCAGUGAGUUUAUAUCUUCAAUCCAUUACUGAGACUCUCCUCACCCCCCCCCCCCACCCCGAUGAAACAAACAAAUUAAUGCUUUCCCAUUGCAUUUCAGAUUUUUCAAAGGACCGCUGUUUUCACUCCCCAACCAUGGACGAGCGGAAUCUGGAGACUCUGAGGAACUACUUGUGUAACUACAGCCCCUCUGAGCGUUGUGGGGGCUGUAUAAACAUCCUGCUCUUCGGCAUGGUGGGGGCUGGGAAAUCGUCCAUCAUCAACACAUUCCUCUCGGCUCUGGAUCUACAAGGAGUGACCACAACCUGUGUCCCGACGGGGACGAGUCGCGAGUCUCACACACCAGAGUUACACAGUUUCAAUCCUGACUGGGAUGUUUGCAACUAUCCUGUUAUUCCGGAAAAUGUAAUUCAUGGAGUUGCAUUCAUAUUCAACAUCGACAUCGUAGACUGGAUCAGUGAUGAUAAAAUGAAAGAGUUUCAGGAGUUACAGACGAUCGUGGCACAGAAAUAUGUUCACAGGGUUGUGAUUGGCACCAAGUUUGAAUUAUUAGGGAUACCAGAGAAACACAAUGAAUACAACCACUGUAGCAGAAGUUUGAGAAGUUGGCAGAAUGCACUGGGAUGGAGAGGCAUUCCAUGUUUGUGGUUUCAAAUCAGUGGAGAGGUGAACGGAUCGAGAUGAUAAAAUGCAUCCUGGCCCUGUAUGUUCUGGAUGAUAUGGUCAGCAACAUUGACUGAUUUCUCAAAGCAGUGUAAUGAUCACAGCUGACCUUGUCCAGUGCUGUGAAUCCGAUCCAGUUUCAGGAGCACAGACACCGCUGUGGGAUUGAUAUUUUUAUUGUUUUCCCUGUAGUUUUAGCAUUCUUUAUGCUUGUUUAUAUAUUUGUACAAUCACCUGCUUGUCCAUAGACUUUCAGUAACUUGUUGUAUCAGUAGUUCCAUUCUUCUGUAGUUGCUAUCCUUGCAAAGUUGAAGGGGGAGUCAGUGAGUAUCUGCUGAAAUGGUUUCUCAAAUAAACUGGCUCAGCCCACUUGGCAGAAUAAAAACACACAAUGUGCUCAUGUAAACAACAGGAAUUCUGCAGAUGCUGGAAAUUCAAGCAACACACAUCAAAGUUGCUGGUGAACGCAGCAGGCCA
Mobula hypostoma (lesser devil ray) is the source of this 1554-nucleotide messenger RNA. RefSeq lists its product as uncharacterized. The transcript is spliced from 5 exons. Bases 493 to 1098 code for a protein of 201 amino acids. NCBI's taxonomy places the organism in Eukaryota, Metazoa, Chordata, Chondrichthyes, Myliobatiformes, Myliobatidae. The record is from RefSeq and is a predicted model, not a curated record.